AUGUCCUUCAUAUUUGAUUGGAUUUACAGUGGUUUCAGUAGUGUAUUACAGUUUUUAGGACUGUACAAGAAAUCGGGCAAACUGGUAUUUCUUGGACUGGACAAUGCUGGAAAAACGACACUGCUGCACAUGCUCAAAGAUGACAGACUGGGACAACACGUCCCCACGUUACACCCCAGUACGGAAGAGCUGACAAUUGCUGGCAUGACUUUCACCACCUUCGAUCUGGGGGGACACGCUCAAGCUCGCAGAGUGUGGAAAAACUACCUGCCUGCGAUUAAUGGCAUUGUGUUCUUGGUGGACUGUGCAGAUCAUGAAAGAUUGCUUGAAUCAAAAGAAGAACUUGAUUCACUAAUGACAGAUGAAACUAUUGCUAAUGUGCCUAUCCUAAUUCUUGGUAACAAGAUAGACAGACCUGAAGCAAUCAGUGAAGAGAGGUUACGAGAGAUGUUUGGUCUGUAUGGUCAGACAACAGGAAAGGGCAGUAUACCACUGAAAGAGCUGAACGCGAGGCCGCUGGAAGUGUUCAUGUGCAGCGUGCUGAAGAGGCAAGGCUAUGGAGAAGGCUUCCGCUGGAUGGCCCAGUACAUUGAUUAAUGCCAAAAUCGCACCAGUACAUUCUGUCCCAUGUCUGAAUAUUAAGUCUGCUCCUUAUUUGAUCACUCAGUGUAUGUAACUUGAAUUCGUCUGACUGUUGAGUUAUUAAAAAAAAAAACACAAACAACCCAAACCCACAUUUUUAGCUAAUUAUAUCAUGUACGCUAAAGUGUAAGUGUGAGAAUUGACAAAUUAUUUCGAGCAAGUUUGUAAGUUUAAGUACCACAACUUGUGAGCUUUCUAAUCCCGUGCGACAUUCUUUUGCAGCUUUUAAUUUAACAAGUCUCCGGCACCGCUUUUGGUCAGAGCAACUUUCCAGUACAGUAUGUUUAAAUGCACUUUUUAACAGCUAAAAAAACUACAAACAUGUGAAAAGUAUUUAAAGCUUAUGUUAAAUUUUUUAUGUACUUUUUUGAAACUGGUUUUAUAACUUUAGAGUAUAUAACCAUCUUUCAAGGAAUAAUAAAUAAUUAGCUGAUGGAUAAUUGCAUGAUGCCUUACGGUUUUCAAUAAUAUACUUUCUUAUGCAACGUCAUGCAAUAAAUUUAAAUUCAGUUUUUGGCAACUUUAA
Apaloderma vittatum (bar-tailed trogon) is the source of this 1168-nucleotide messenger RNA. RefSeq names its product secretion associated, Ras related GTPase 1B (gene SAR1B). Gene Ontology annotation, molecular function: GTP binding; GTPase activity. The transcript is spliced from 6 exons. Gene Ontology annotation, biological process: endoplasmic reticulum to Golgi vesicle-mediated transport; intracellular protein transport; vesicle organization. Gene Ontology annotation, cellular component: endoplasmic reticulum exit site; COPII vesicle coat. Bases 1 to 597 code for a protein of 198 amino acids. NCBI's taxonomy places the organism in Eukaryota, Metazoa, Chordata, Aves, Trogoniformes, Trogonidae. The record is from RefSeq and is a predicted model, not a curated record.